AUGAAGAUUACCACAAUGCUCUUCGUACUCUAUGGCCGCCAAGCAGCGGCCUUUUCCACCCGCAUGGCUCGCACUGCAGGGGUUGUUUCCAGACCCAUGGCGACGGCUGUCGAUGGUGAAGCCACACAACAUGAAGAAUCUAUCACCAAGAUGCCCGAUAUGGAAGAUAUUGUGUCCUUGUGCAAAAGAAGAGGUAUCAUUUUCCCAUCGAGUGAAAUCUAUAAUGGAUUUGCCGGAUUCUACGAUUACGGACCACUUGGUGCAGAGUUGAAAAAAAACAUUAAGGAAGCGUGGUGGAAGAAUUUCGUUACACAGAGAGAAGAUGUCGUUGGAGUAGAUUCCAGUAUUAUUCAUAACCCAACAACCUGGAAGUCAAGUGGUCACUUGGAUGGAUUCUCAGAUCCAAUGGUUGAUUGCAAGGAAACCAAGCUGAGAUUCCGUGCCGAUCAAAUUUUCUAUGCCCCUGUCAUUCUGGAAGAAAACGGUGAGAGAGUAGGAUAUGUGUGUGUCCAAGAAGGUAAUGAUGAAACGAUGGUAAAGGAUGCAAAGAAGCAAGCAAAGGCCCUGUUGAAGGAAAAGGACAUGAAAGGAUCCAAGAUCGAAGCAUUCGCUUUCAAGGAAGUAGUUGAAGCUACGGAAGAAGAAAUGGCCGAAAUCCCAUCCCCUGCAAGCGGAAAGCCCACUCUUACCAUGCCUCGUGACUUCAAUCUUAUGUUUGAAACUCGUGUUGGUGCCGCGGUGGAUUCGGAUAACAUUGCUUACCUUCGACCAGAGACCGCGCAAGGAAUUUUCAUCAACUUCAAGAAUGUCCUUGGCAGCAGUCGCCAAAAGAUUCCUUUCGGCAUUGCACAAAUCGGAAAGGCCUUCCGAAAUGAGAUCACGCCUAGAAACUUCAUCUUCCGAUCGCGUGAAUUCGAACAAAUGGAAGUCGAGUACUUUAUCCCUCCCGGCGAUGAUGUCUGGCCUGAAUUCCAUCAGAAGUGGAUGGAUGAUUCCAAGGACUUUCUUCUUUCCCUUGGUCUUCGAGAAGAUUUGAUGGGAUGGGACGUUCAUGAAGGUGAUGGUCUUGCUCACUACGCUCGUGCGUGUACCGACAUUACGUUCAAGUUCCCCUUUGGCGAACAAGAGUUGAUGGGUAUUGCCGCUCGUGGAAACUACGAUCUGACACAGCAUACUGAGGGCUCUGGAAAAACUUUGGAUUACUUUGAUGACCAGACAAAGGAAAAGUACAUCCCACACUGCAUUGAACCUUCGCUGGGAGUUGAUCGCCUCGCUUUGGCCAUUAUUUGCUCAGCCUAUGCAGAAGAUGAAAUUGGUGGAGAAAAGCGAAACUUCUUGAAGUUCAGCCCAAAGAUUGCUCCCAUCAAGGCCGUUGUCUUGCCAUUGCUAAAGAACAAGGAAGCACUUGUGUCAACUGCGCGAGACAUCUUUGAGAAGCUUCAGCAACGCUACAAUGUCGCUUGGGACGCAACUGGUGCCAUUGGUCGUCGUUAUCGUCGAGCUGAUGAAGUUGGUGUUCCUUUCUGUAUUACUGUUGACUUCGAGACCAUUGAAGACGAUGCUGGAGUAACAAUUCGUGACCGCGACAGCACGGAACAAAUUCGAGUUCCUUUGGACGAGGUCAUCCCAUACCUUUCUAAAGCUAUUGAUGGAUACUAA
This is a messenger RNA of Cylindrotheca closterium, 1659 nucleotides long. NCBI's taxonomy places the organism in Eukaryota, Bacillariophyta, Bacillariophyceae, Bacillariales, Bacillariaceae. The record is from the annotation of a GenBank genome assembly.